This is a messenger RNA of Nelumbo nucifera (sacred lotus), 393 nucleotides long. The record is from RefSeq and is a predicted model, not a curated record. Lineage: Eukaryota; Viridiplantae; Streptophyta; Magnoliopsida; Proteales; Nelumbonaceae.
AUGUCCUUCAAAGCCUUGUCUCUGUGCCUUCUUGUGCUUUCACUAGCCUUUUCUUGUGAAAGCCGUCCAGAAAGAAAAGACUUGGGUCUUGGAAUUGGCCUGGGACUUGGCCUUGGGCUUGGUCUAGGUGGUGGUAGUGGCUCCGCAUCUGGGUCUGGUUCUGGUUCAGCAUCUGGGUCUGGUUCUGGUGGUGGUGGUGCAGGGUCUUAUGCUGGCUCUGGUGCUGGGUCGUAUGCUGGUUCUGGCGCAGGUUCAGGCUCUGGUCAUGGCUCGGGUCAAGGCAGUGGUCAGGGAUAUGGUUCUGGGUCUGGUUCAGGACAAGRGCAAGGCUCUGGAUAUGGUGAAGGUUCUGGUUAUGGAUCUGGAUAUGGUUCUGGUGGUGGGCAUAAUUAG